Phytophthora sojae is the source of this 621-nucleotide messenger RNA. RefSeq lists its product as hypothetical. The transcript has a single exon. The record is from RefSeq and is a predicted model, not a curated record. NCBI's taxonomy places the organism in Eukaryota, Oomycota, Peronosporomycetes, Peronosporales, Peronosporaceae. The annotation marks the transcript as partial.
ACCACUGCCUGUAAACGCCCGCAAACGAAUCGAACGCACACCAUCGCGCUCCUCAAACAAGGUUUCGUCGCUCGACUCGCACGCGCAAGUCACGAACCCCCAAGACCAACGCAUCUCGAAGGCCGUCCCGACCGAUCCAACCCGUCCUGUCGGUGGCUCACGUACAACAAGACCAGCAGCACUUGCUCUCACCCCUACUUCAACAUGGCCACCAACUCAGCAUUCACCCUUCUCGGCCCAAAACUCGACUCCAAGACUGUUGUUGCCAUGUUGUUUCGAGAACCAAGCACCCUGGGUCGGACGUGCAACGCGUGCAACAACUUCGUCAAGCAGACCAAGUGGGCCGGAAACACCAACCUGCUCAACCACCUCGUGUCCAAGCAUCCUAGCUACGAGGGCAUCGCCCGGAAGUGUUUGCGCGAAAAGCGCGUCGUCACCAUGGACAUGUUCGUCGACCGGCACACGCAAGAGACGUACCAGUGGAUGAAUCUCGUCGUCCACAAAAACUUCACGUUUGCUGGCGUGGAUGACGAGACGGUGCGUGCCGCCGUUAAGUUCAACUCUAUGAGCUCGAAGACCCUGAAAGCCCGUAUGGUGCCAAAUGUUGAGCCGCCGCGGUGA